CUGAGAAUUUUCGAGCCAUCUCUACAACAAAAUCUACUGCAUUUGGGUUAUCUCCUGACUCCCUAGAAUCAGCAAUUCUCUUAGAUGUGGAAAGUGGGUUAAUGCCACUGUUUUUAUGUGCCACUGUUGGGACUACUUCAACAACUGCCAUAGAUCCAUUAGGACCGCUAUGUGACGUGGCAAAACGUUAUGAUAUGUGGGUCCACAUGGACGCUGCAUAUGCCGGAAGCGCAUGCAUCUGCCCGGAGUUCCGACACUAUAUUGAUGGAGUUGAGGGUGCAAACUCAUUUAGUCUGAAUGCACAUAAGUGGUUCUUCACUAAUUUGUAUUGUUGUUGCCUUUGGGUUAGGGACCCAAAUGCACUAAUCAAAGCUCUGUCGACAAAUCCUGAGUACUUAAGGAACAAGGCUACUGAAUCAAAGCAAGUGGUGGACUACAAAGACUGGCAAAUAGCUCUAAGCAGACGAUUUCGAGCGAUGAAGCUGUGGCUUGUGCUGCGAAGUUACGGUGUAGCUAACCUUAGGAACUUGAUAAGAGGUCACGUCAAUAUGGCCAAGCAUUUUGAAGGGCUUGUAGCAAUGGACAGUAGGUUUGAGGUUGUUGCCCCUAGAAACUUUGGAUUGGUUUGUUUUAGAAUUUCCCCAUCGGCUCUUACUCUUAGUGAUCACAAUCACAACAACAAGGCUUCUGAAUCUGGAUCCGAUGAAAACCAUGCAAAUGAAAUCAACAGCAAAUUGCUGGAGUCCAUCAAUGCAUCAGGACGGAUGUACAUGAGUCAUGGUGUUACUGGAGGAGUUUACGCCAUUCGUUUCGCAGUGGGUGCAACUCUUUCGAACUAUCAACAUGUGGACCUGGCUUGGCAAGUGAUUCAGGACCACGCACAUGCCAUACUUGCUGCUUCCUUAAAUUCCCCACCUAGUUUUUUCCCUUAAGGCUUCCGAAAAAUGUUAUGGCGCAAGACUAAAGCAUCCAGAUUUUUUCUGGAUAGUGAUUAUGUGUUAUCGAUUGAAUUGAUAAAGUGUGAGUUUAAGUGUGAAAUAAAUUUAAAUUAUAGAUUAAUAUUUAUGGGUAAAAUUCGGGGUAAUAUUUCUAAGAAAGUUGUAUUACUAUAUGUUGCCCCACUUCUAAGAUGUUUAGCCAAUAACAACUGUUUGU
Camellia sinensis is the source of this 1155-nucleotide messenger RNA. The record is from RefSeq and is a predicted model, not a curated record. Lineage: Eukaryota; Viridiplantae; Streptophyta; Magnoliopsida; Ericales; Theaceae.